UCCCUGACUUGACCCAGAAAAUCGUCAGUCGUUUCAAGAUCUGAUGCUGCAGUCUUUGUGCGCGCCUCUCUGCCCACGAUGACGCGCGGCCCCGCGGACUACACGCACUGCUGAGCCUCCCCCGCCGCGACCCUCCACCCUCCCCCCUCCAACCCCCCUCCCCGCCCCGCGCCGCAGCGGACUUUCCGCCACCGGACCGAGCCCGAAGAGGAGCAACUUCAACCGGGGCUGGGAAGCCGAACACGGAGGCAUGGCAGACCACCUCAUGAUGCCCAUGAAUCACGGUUCGGCCGGCGCCGGUCUCCACGGUUACCGGAUGGGCAUGAACGGCCUGCAGGCGGGCCACCAGCCGCACGGCACCCAGCAGGCCAUGCGGCCGCUGCCCGGCGGACAGAUGAUGCAUUACGGCGGCGCCCAAGCCGGCAUGGAGACGGCCAUGCGGCAGCGGCAAGGCAUGGUGCCCAUGAGCGGCGGCCAAAUGGGCCACCACCACCACCAGAUGACCUCCGGGGGCAUGAUGUACAACGGGCAGCAGCAGCAGCAGCAUCAUAUGCACCAGACCCAGCAGCACCAGCACCAGCAGCAGCAGCACCAGGCCCAACAGAACCAGUUCAUGAACGGGGGCCUGACGUCCCAGCAGCUCAUGGCCAGCAUGCAGCUGCAAAAACUCAACACCCAGUAUCACGGACACCCGCUGGGGCCCAUGGGCGGGAACCACAUGGGCCCGGGGAACCAGUACCGCAUGAACCCGGCGCAGCUGGCCAACAUGCAGCACAUGGCGGGCCCGGCGCUGGCCCUGAACGGCAUGGACGCGGACAUGAUCGACGAGGAGGCGCUGACCUCGCUGGUCAUGGAGCUGGGUCUGGACCGGGUCCAGGAGCUGCCGGAACUCUUCCUGGGCCAGAACGAGUUUGACUUCAUUUCGGACUUUGUGAGCAAACAGCAGCCCAGCACUGUGAGCUGCUGAGAGGACCGGACUGGACCGGACUGGACUGGACUGGACCCCCCGCCCUUACCCUCAUGAAGGUGGACCAUAGAAGGAGGUGCGCUGGACUCUUUUAGGACCACUGAAGCAAGCCGUGGCGCCGGGCGCGCAGAAGGAGAACUCUGGCUUGUGGUCUGGUUGGGGUGGGGGGGGGGGGGGGGUGGACCUCCCACUUCCUGGACAUGAAUGUAAAAAAAGAAAAAAGAAGUCACAAAGCCACUGGGAACAAUGCCACUGUGUUUCCUCCCCGCCUGGACGUCCUCCAACAAGGUGUAUUUAUUUAUAAUCCAACGCAGACAACUACUGGGGACAAGUGCUUUUUAAUCAUUUGAAUUAUGGAGACCAAUUUUCAGUUUGAUUUAUUUUUUUUUUUUUU
Messenger RNA from Nerophis ophidion (straightnose pipefish), 1361 nucleotides. RefSeq names its product Cbp/p300-interacting transactivator, with Glu/Asp-rich carboxy-terminal domain, 4b (gene cited4b). The record is from RefSeq and is a predicted model, not a curated record. Gene Ontology annotation, biological process: regulation of DNA-templated transcription. The transcript has 2 exons. Gene Ontology annotation, cellular component: nucleus. The coding region runs from base 251 to 967 and encodes 238 amino acids. NCBI's taxonomy places the organism in Eukaryota, Metazoa, Chordata, Actinopteri, Syngnathiformes, Syngnathidae.